This is a messenger RNA of Syngnathoides biaculeatus (alligator pipefish), 3306 nucleotides long. RefSeq names its product CD248 molecule, endosialin a (gene cd248a). Gene Ontology annotation, biological process: cell migration. The coding region runs from base 136 to 2379 and encodes 747 amino acids. The transcript has a single exon. Lineage: Eukaryota; Metazoa; Chordata; Actinopteri; Syngnathiformes; Syngnathidae. The record is from RefSeq and is a predicted model, not a curated record. Gene Ontology annotation, molecular function: extracellular matrix protein binding; calcium ion binding; extracellular matrix binding. Gene Ontology annotation, cellular component: external side of plasma membrane; extracellular matrix.
UGUGUUCGACUGCAGCGAGUUCAGAUGCGUUCCGGCAGGGUAGCGUGAAGAGCGUUUCCCGAAAGAAAAAGUUCAAAUGAAGGAAGAAAAGUUCAGCUGAGCUCGACGAGGCGGCCGGAAAAGGAAGUAGUAGAAAUGGGCUCCCUGCCGAGCGGUUCUGCAUCUCCCCUCAUCACCUCCCUGCUGGCCUUCUUUUUCUGGGGCUUUCCUUGCGUCUCGACCGAGGACGUGUGGGAGCGAGACUCUCUGUGCAAUGCCGACGGCUGCUUGGUGGUUUACUUCCAGCGAAAGACCUUCCUGGACUCGUGGAGGGCCUGCAAGGAGAAAGGCGGCGACCUGGCCACCAUAAAACGUGAGGUGGACGCCGCCGCCGUCCACGCGCUGUUCGCCGCCGUAGACUUGCGCUACUCGCGCACAAAGGUCCAAGUGUGGAUCGGCCUGCAGCGGCAACCUCGCCAGUGCGCCGCCACGCGACCUCUUCGGGGUUUCUCCUGGACGACGGGUGACCAGGACACAGAAUACACGAAUUGGCAGAGAGAGUACUCGCACACCAUGUGCUCGGUGCCCCGCUGCGUGGUCAUGGGGUACAACACUCAAGACCCGAGUGAGAACUUCAAAUGGUUAGACGGCUCUUGUUCCGUCCCCGUGGAUGGUUAUCUCUGCCAUUACUCUUACAAAGGAAUGUGCCCUGCCUUGUGGCGCGAGGGCUCGGGCAACGCCUUCUACGCCACGCCGUUUAACCUUCUCAGUACCCUUCUGACCCACAUACCGUUGGGCUCUGUGGCGACGGUGCCCUGCGAGACAGAUCAACAGUCGGUACUGUGCGUGGUCAGGGAAGACGGUUCAGUGGGGUGGUCCAGAGAUGCCCCUCUCUGUUCUGAGCCUCCGGCGUCACACGAUUGGUGCCAGCAGAAUAACGGCGGAUGCGAGCAUUUCUGCAAGCAAGCUGGGGCUCACUCGUACUGCGAGUGCGCAGAAGGCUAUCAAUUAGGGGACGACGGCCAGAGCUGCUUACUCUCGGACGCUUGUCGAGAAGCCGACUGCCAGUUUGAGUGCGUGCCUCUUUCAGAGGGGUACCGUUGCGCCUGUCCCGAUGGCUACAUGCUGGCUCCAGACGAACACGCCUGUCUGGACGUGGAUGAAUGCCUCCAGAGCCCCUGUGAACACGGUUGCGUCAACUCUCCCGGGAGCUUUGAAUGUCGGUGCCGCGAGGGUUUCCGCCUCGACGACGAGGGUCUCUGCCAGGACCUCGACGAGUGCCUCGGCGAGCCGUGCGAACAUGCCUGUGAGAAUACCGACGGCUCCUUCAUUUGCCACUGCCGUUUGGGGUUCUCGCCACAGCCCGAGGACCCCACUCGGUGCCAAGACACGGACGAAUGCCAGAUAGCGGGAACCUGUGAGCAAAUGUGUGUCAACUACGUGGGUGGUUUCGAGUGCUACUGCGAAGAAGGGUCCCAACUUGUCUUGUCCGAGUCGUCGUCUUGUAAGGAGACAGGCGAUCAGGCCGGUGCCACCCCGCCCGAUCCUUGGCUCACCCCCCGGCCUGGACCUGUGUGGGAACCCGUGGACUACGAGUGGCCUCCACAUCACGGCGGACCCAAUUGGGACCCAGAGCCGGAGCAGUCGCUCGACUGGUUGACGGACCCUCCUAAAGUUUGGGGUUCUGAUGUGAUUUGGGUGACCAGCGCGCCACGGGAGGACCUUUUUCAUCCACCACCGGAGACCGUGACACAGGAGGAAGAUCUAGACGGCCGCACUGACCUUUUGUCGACCGCCGUCACCACCACAUCUGCACCCACUACUAUUUCCACCACCACUCUGGGCUUUUAUGAAGAUGAGAUGGAGGAGGAAGACGAGCAGGAGACUACUCCUUUCCCCUUUUCUGCUACCUCUACAAUCUCAGAGGGAGCUUGGAAUUGGUGGGCGGGGUUCCCAACUGUGAUCCAGAACCAAGGAAAUCCAGAGGAUGAAGUCACAGCGUCUGACGUGCUUACUGAUCCCAGCUACCACAAUACGUCCCGGGAAGAAAAACAAUCCCGGGAGGAAGAAAAACACUUGGAGGACGAGGACGACGUGGCGACCACCCCCCGAGAUGCGCCCGCUCGGGUCAUUUCCUCUCAGCCGCCCACAGUCGCGAACACCGAGGCCGUCCAGGAGGCCAGGGGCCCGAAUCAGAGUAGGACCUGGCUGCUAGUGGGCCUCUUGGUACCCAUCUGCAUCUUUGUCGUGUUAAUGUUGGUCCUGGGUAUCGUCUACUGUACCCGGUGCGCCGUGCGGCCUCAGAGCAAAACCGGCGCCGACUGCUACCACUGGAUCUCCGGUGCUCACGAUAAACCGGGUGCUCCCGGCCCUUCGGCGGGGGUCAAGAACCACGUUUAAAUCGAGAGCACCCAAAAAAAUGGCUUCACGUAAACGCAUUUGGAUGCGAAGAGGCAUCUUGAUUGAAACCAGGUGACGACCGGUGGAAGACUUUUGUCAGGGUUGAAGAUGCGCUUUCGUAUACUUUGCUAUCGAAAGCGAGAGACACUGAAAACUUUUUGCUUUGUUGUUGCUUUUCUUGUAUGUUGUGCUUCCGCGCUCCACAACUGAAGACUUUGAGGUACAGUCUGCUCACAAGUGCACUAAAGAGCGACUCGUGGAGAUUGUCAUUUUUCUGUCCGAGCGGUCGAGUCAGCGCUACUGCUCGAGGCCAAAAGUUCCCUUGUAAAUUCUCGAGUCUUGUCGCGGAUCUUUUUCCUCCUUGACAAAAUUGGCCGUGAAAUGCAAAGGAAUGGACACAAUGUUUUACUUUAUGAGCAAUUUUUCUUCCCUUUGCGGUUUACCCGAAAAGAAAAAAACAAAAGUUUGGCAUGCAGAUGUGCAAACGGUUGAUGUUGGAAGGGUGGCGCUUGAAUUUUUUGGAACCUUGAUUUUGGCCGGCAGUCACACUGUAACCCUAAUUCAUCGGGACCCUCCCCUCCACCUCACCUCCCCACGCCUGAAAUCCUUUCCAGCCAUGUAGAAUCAGAUGCAGCUGUUUUAAAACGAAGACAACCACAACUGUUCUUCGAGCACUUCAAACAAAUGCGUACGAAAUUUGCAUAUGAUUUUUCCCGAGACUGGUUUCACUUUUUUUUUUUUACAUUGACCAAAAACAGGCGGAACUCUGUUGUAUUACUUGACUGUUAAUGUGGAAAAAUAAUAAAAGUGCCAUUUUGAUUUGAUUUCCCAAGCCCAUAAAAACGAUGGCUGUGCGUGAACAUUUAUUCAUCCAACUUUUAUGCGCUCACUAGAAGAGUAUUGUCGACGACUUUUGAUGAUUAACGU